Molecule: messenger RNA, 876 nt
Organism: Aspergillus clavatus NRRL 1
Lineage: Eukaryota; Fungi; Ascomycota; Eurotiomycetes; Eurotiales; Aspergillaceae
Product: acetyltransferase, GNAT family
Exons: 1
Coding region: 1-876 (291 amino acids)
Molecular function (GO): acyltransferase activity, transferring groups other than amino-acyl groups
Source: RefSeq, a predicted model, not a curated record
AUGUCCCAAACACUCACCACAACCAUAACCACAACCCACCAAAACCCUUCUCACCAAGAGGACGGAAAAGAAGAAAAAGAAAAAGAAAACGACCCCCCAACCCUCCACACAACCCUCACCACAGACCAAAAUGACCUCAUCGCCGCCCUCCGCCUCCUCUCCGACAGCGUCGCCCAGCAGCGCCAACUCGCCGCGCGCGCCCUCCUCGCCAACCCGCUCGCCCUGGCUCCGCUCCUCGCCCUCCUCGCCGCAGCUUACAAACUCACCUACCACGCGCCCGCGGACCUUCCGCUCUUCCUCACCACCGCGGCUGGCUGCGUCGCCGUCUUCUUGACCGCCGUGAGAUGGGUGUGCGCCGGGUAUAUCGAGGAGGCGGAGAGGGUGGGGACGUGGAGAUGGUUGCGGCAGCAGCACCAGCAGCAACAACAACACCCCGCUCAGGACAAGAACAGGAGCACGAGCAAAAGCAAAAGCAAGAACACAAGCCAUCGCAAAGUCAGGCUGCAAAGUGAAGAUGCAGAUACAGAUGGGGAUGAGGAUGCGCAGGUCGUGCUGAUCACCCGCUUCGGCGAGCGGAUCAUCGGCGCCCUUGUCCUUUGCGGGCAGACCCAGCACGCAUCUGGUGGUGGGGAAGUCCGGGGCGUGAUCCGUGGGUGGACUGUUGAGCGCCGGUAUCGGGGAUUUGGGGUUGGGCGGGAGCUGCUGGAGGCUGCGGUGGGGGUUUGUCGGGAGAGGGAAUGGACGGGGCCGGAGUUUGAUGCGGCGCAUGCGAAUGCGAAGAGGGUGGUGCCGGGGUGGUUGGAUCGGGGGUUUGAGGAGAGGGAGCGGAGGGCGAGGCGGGUGUUGGAGGGGGUUAAGAGCGCGGGAGGGUCAUAG